GAAAGAGAGAUGAACGAUUCCAAAUCUUGGUGGUGUCCGACGCUACAACGGAGGUAUUUUUGGAUCUUCAGAACGGAAAGCGGUUUUCGUAACCGAAAAUUACUUACUAUUAAUCUUCAUCAAUAUCGAAUACAACAAGAUCGGUGGCGAAAAGAAUAUGGAUUCUAGACUGUUGAUGGUUGGUUGUUAACCCUCGCAUUUGGAGGUAGAUUCAAUCGGUUUGUUCUUCUUAUAAUCUUCUUCAGCACAUUAAAAUUUUCAGGAAGAUGUUUGGUGGUGAUACCGGUAAUCCCAUCUUCCCUACUUUCCUUGAGGACAACUGCUUUCAGUAUGACUGCAGCACAGCUGAUGCCAACACUCAGUUGCAGUUAUUUGGGAACUUCCCAGCUGGUUGUAGUGUUGAUCCAGUGAGCUGUGUUGGAAAUGAGCAUAUCACUGCUAUGAACCGCCCAGCCAAACGGGGUAGGGAGGGAGAAGACAUUCUGAGGCAGCAGAGGCUUCAAAUCUCCCUAAACACUAACUUUUGUCAAGAUGAGGCUGAUCAGUCUCCUAGUUUUCCUAACCCAAACCCUGUAUCAACUGGGCUGAGGUUGUCAUAUGAUGAUGAUGAAAGGAACUCCACUGUUACUUCCGCAAGUGGAAGUAUGGCAGCAGCCCUACCUGUCAUCUCAUCCCUUGGUGACAAUCUCCGAACUGAGAUUGAUAGGCAGAAGGAGGAGUUCGACCAUUAUAUCAGAGUUCAGGAACAACACCUUGCAAAAGGAGUCAGGGAGAUGAAGCAGAGACACACGGCUUUGUUCCUGAGUAGAAUAGAGAAAGGAGUCGGUCGGAAGCUACGUGAGAAAGAGAUUGAGAUAGAGAACAUGAAUCGGAAAAACAAGGAAUUGAUGGAGAGAAUAAAGCAUGUGGCCAUGGAGGCGCAGUCCUGGCACUACAGGGCAAAGUACAAUGAGUCAGUGGUCAAUGUUUUGAAGGGCAACCUCAAGCAGGCCAUUGCACAGGGUGCUGACCAAGUGAAGGAAGGUUGUGGAGACAGUGAAGUAGAUGAUGCAGCCUCAUACAUAGAGCACAAUAACCGACCAGGUGUUCCAGGUGGGCUGGGGAACCCAGUCUCUAGAAACCGAGGAUUGAAGGAGCAGAUGAGUUGCAGAGCAUGCAAGUGCAAAGAGGUAUCCAUCUUGUUGUGGCCUUGUAGGCAUCUUUGCUUAUGUAGGGAUUGCGAAGGGUUUACCAAUGUCUGCCCUGUGUGCCAGUCGGCGAAAACCUCAAGCGUUCAGGUAUAUAUGUCCUGAGAUUGGACCAAUUAUAUGUAGAAUCUCCAGAAAAAAAAAUUAUUUCUUUUUCUUUUGUUCUGGAGUUUGACUAUUAUCCGUGAUAUGUGGAUUGUGGAGGAAUCACUUUGCGUUCCCAUGUAUUUUUAGCUGUGUCAAGGCAUUUGCUCUUAGUCUUGGAUGCUGUUUCCAUUCAAUCCUCACUCCAUGGUUGAAGUGGAGAAGUUGUUGACUAAGUUGAGCCUGCCUUCUGGCACUGUGGUUGCGGUAACCAUUUUACAUAUUUGGUCGUUGGGAUAUUGUACAAGAACAAAUAUCAUGUCAGUGAACUGUAUACAAAAUUACAAAUUCUAUUUAGUACAGGUGAUGUUAUCUACAUC
Molecule: messenger RNA, 1651 nt
Organism: Telopea speciosissima
Lineage: Eukaryota; Viridiplantae; Streptophyta; Magnoliopsida; Proteales; Proteaceae
Product: E3 ubiquitin-protein ligase BOI-like
Exons: 6
Coding region: 267-1292 (341 amino acids)
Molecular function (GO): ubiquitin-protein transferase activity
Source: RefSeq, a predicted model, not a curated record